CUGCACAAUCUGCAGCGUAGCGGCAGCACUCGAAGGCAGACAAGUGCGACGAUGCGGACUGUGGUAGGGUUGUGGAUGUUCCCGGGGCUCCUCUCCUGGCUCGUCAGCCCAGGUGUCUGCCCCCAGCCUCAGGUCCAGCGGUCGGUGCUGGUGGCACCUCCUCCCGCCGGCGUGAAGCAGUCGACGGAUGGCACGGCCGUGUGCCACUUCCCGUUCGUCUACCGGAACGAGUCGCACCUCGAGUGUCUGCAGGACACGCUGGGCCUCCAGUGGUGCGGCAUCACGGCCGACGUGGACUCUGACAGGAGGUGGCGCUACUGCGCGCGGGCGCCGAUCGCCGUGGCUGGAGAUGAUUACAAUUCUCAAGGCAACAAUGACGACUACGACGAUGAUGAAGAGGACGAUUCGAACGUGCUGAAUGUGUUGGAUCACUCCAGUAAAGACCGCCCCUGCAAGGGGAUGACGUGUCUGUUUGGAGGGGUCUGCAAAGUGGAAGUGGGGCGCCCUGGGCGGAACGGAACGGGCGCGGAACCGGUCUGCAUGUGCCGCCCACCCUUCCAUGGGAAAAACUGCCACAUGGUGAGGAACCCGUGCCGGCGAGGGACGUGCCACUUCAGAGGGGCCUGCCUGCUCCGCUUGGACGACCCGGCACGGCCCAAGUGCCGGUGCCAGCUGGGUUUCUGGGGCUCGCACUGCGGGAAGAGCGAGUCCGUCACCCCCUCCAACUCCACCUCCACCGUCCCCCCACUUGGGUCGCCCGCGUGGGUCGCCAACGUGAGCGACCCCUUCCCUGGCUCCGCAGUCCAGAGAAACCCGUGCGUGCAGCCCAACCCUUGCCUCAACGGCGGCGCCUGCUUCGUGGUGCGGGACAAGUGGCAACGCAGUGCCGUCACGUGCACCUGCCCUAGCAAGUUCCACGGCUUCCACUGCAACUUACUGAAGGGCGACUGUUACCAAGGGAAGGGCUCCAACUAUCGUGGCACCAUGAGCGUCACGGAGGGCAGGAGGCGGUGCCUUCACUGGAACUCCCCGCUGGUUCUACGGCAGCAACACAGCGCGUUCAGCGCCCAGGCACGGGACUCUGGGAUCGGAGACCACAACUACUGCCGGAACCCCGAUGGCAACACCAGGCCCUGGUGCUACUUUAUAAACAGGGACAGUCGCAAGGUCGACAGGGCUCACUGCAAGCUGCAGCAGUGCCAAGGGCAGAAGCAGCAGGGGUCUCUUGGCGACGGCGCGGCCGCCACGUGCGGGCGCACGUGGCUGGGGACGCUGCAGGCGCGCGUGGUGAAGGGCCGCGACGCCGGCCUGGGCACCCGGCCCUGGCAGGCCUCGGUGCAGCUGCGUGGCGAGGGGGCGCCGGUGCACCGGUGCGGCGGGGUGCUGGUGCACCCCUGCUGGGUGCUCACCGCCGCCCACUGCUUCUCUCCCAGGAAGCCUGCGGGCAGCUACUUGGUUCGUCUGGGCAAGAGGAAGCUCCACACUCACGAGAGCGGCGAGCAGGACUUCAACGUCUCCAAGGUCAUCGUGCAUCCCAACUACUCCGAGAGGACUCACGACGCCGACAUAGCGCUACUGCGUCUGUGGGGGCACGCGGGCGAGUGUGCCCAUCGCACGACCGUGGAGGUGGUGCCGGUCUGCCUGCCCGAGGCCGCCGAGCCGGCGCGGCCCGGGACGCUGUGCCACAUCUCCGGCUGGGGCACCGUGGGAUACCACGGGGCCACGACGCCGGUGCUGCAGGAGGCCGAGGUGCCAGUCGUCGCCAUGGACGCCUGCAACAGCAGCCUGGGCUACAAUGGGCAGCUCACGGCCGGCAUGCUGUGUGCCGGCAACUGGGAGCAAGGGGGACCUGAUGCCUGCAAGGGAGACUCGGGGGGCCCGCUGACGUGCGCCGUGCAGGCCGCGGGAGGCGAGGAGUCGAGCGUGCUGCACGGCAUCGUGUCGCACGGCCGGGGCUGCGGGGAGAAGUACCGGCCCGGCGUGUACACGCGCGUGUCCGCCUUCGUCACGUGGAUCCACAGCAGCAUGGCCGACAACGGCACGGCCGCCACGGGGAGCGCCGCCGGCGGUGCCGCCGGCUCGGCGCAACUCGCGCCGCGUUCAUCUCCGUGACGACCGAGCACGGGGACGAAAGGCGACUUCUGAGCGAGCGGCCGGGUUCCCGGGGCCAGUGUCACGAGAUUCAUAAUUGAGUUUCGAGUCGGGCCACUUCGUAAAACGGUCCGGCCAAAUCUGUGUCGUAAGACCCUCCACCACCCGACACGGCCAAACUAAUGAUAAUGCUCACGUGGUGACGCGAGCGCUUCACGACACGCUGAGUCACGCGCCACAGCUCGCCCAAAAUAUCUCCGCCCAGGAUGAUCUUCGGAUGCUUUAGUGGAAAAUCCUAAAAGUACCAGUCGCACCUUCAACUUUUUGCUGUGUUGACCUGGAUGGAGGGUUUAUGUGUGUGGGGUGUGCGGUGCGUGCGUGUCACCACAGUGAAACGGCACCAACAGUCAUAAUUCAGACACACCGCUAAUACGUCCAUAUGGUCCAAUAGCGCCAAUACAAAACGUACUAAAUCAUUCUCAGCGACUUUAACUCUCACUAAAUCACAGCGUCCCCAGGCGGGAGAGACGCUGGGUCUGCGGAGAAUAUUUUUACCAGAGAGGAUUUUUAGCGGCGAGUUUUACAGGGUGCCUCUGGUGCUCCCCAUCACUACGGACGUUGAGGAUUUGCUACGGAGAGACUUUCACAUCAAGAAACCACGCGCGAUGAUUUCCAC
Molecule: messenger RNA, 2767 nt
Organism: Lethenteron reissneri (Far Eastern brook lamprey)
Lineage: Eukaryota; Metazoa; Chordata; Hyperoartia; Petromyzontiformes; Petromyzontidae
Product: urokinase-type plasminogen activator-like
Biological process (GO): proteolysis
Molecular function (GO): serine-type endopeptidase activity
Source: RefSeq, a predicted model, not a curated record